Molecule: messenger RNA, 2259 nt
Organism: Balaenoptera ricei (Rice's whale)
Lineage: Eukaryota; Metazoa; Chordata; Mammalia; Artiodactyla; Balaenopteridae
Gene: MEP1A
Product: meprin A subunit alpha
Exons: 14
Coding region: 1-2259 (752 amino acids)
Biological process (GO): proteolysis
Cellular component (GO): membrane
Molecular function (GO): protein binding; zinc ion binding; metalloendopeptidase activity
Source: RefSeq, a predicted model, not a curated record
AUGAUUUGGACGAGAUCUGCUUGCAUUCUCUCUUUCAUCUUGUUUUUUGCCCACACAGCAGCUGUAUCGAUUAAGCAUCUUUCUAAAGGAAAUGUACAUGAUGGAGAGUUUGAUGAACAGAAGGAUAUUUCAGAAAUCAAUUUAGCUGCAGGCUUGGACCUCUUUCAAGGGGACAUUUUGCUACCGAAUUCCAGAAAUGGCCUGAGAGACCCCAACACCAGGUGGAAGUUCCCCAUCCCUUACAUCCUGGCCGACAGUCUGGCACUGAAUGCCAAAGGAGCUAUUCUCUAUGCCUUUGAAAUGUUCCGCCUCAAGUCCUGUGUGGAUUUCAAGCCCUAUGAAGGAGAGAGCUCAUACAUCAUCUUUCAGAAGUUUAAUGGGUGCUGGUCUGAGGUUGGCAACCGACACGUAGGACAGAACAUUUCCAUUGGCCAAGGAUGUGACUAUAAGGCCAUCAUUGAACAUGAGAUCCUGCAUGCUCUGGGGUUCUACCAUGAGCAGUCAAGGACAGACCGGGAUGAUUAUGUGAACAUCUGGUGGGAUGAAAUUCUUCCAGGUUAUAAGCACAACUUUAACACCUACGAUGACAGUGUUGUCACAGACCUCAACACACCCUAUGAUUAUGAGUCUUUGAUGCACUACGAGCCUUUCUCAUUUAACAAGAGUGCUAGUCUCCCCACCAUCACAGCCAAGAUCCCUGAGUUUAACUCCAUCAUUGGGCAGCGCCUGGAUUUCAGUGCUAUCGAUCUGGAGAGGCUGAACCGAAUGUACAACUGCACCACAACUCACACCCUUUUGGACCACUGUGAUUUUGAGAAGGCAAACAUUUGUGGGAUGAUUCAGAGUACCAGAAAUGAUGCUGGCUGGGUCCAUGAGGACAGCACUCAGCCUGGACAAGCGGAUCACACCUUGGUGGGACAAUGCACAGGUGCCGGCUACUUCAUGUACUUCAAUACCAGCUUGGGGAUAGCAGAGGAGGCAGCCCUGUUGGAGUCUCGGAUUCUUUACCCAAAGAGGAAGCAGCAAUGCCUGCAGUUUUUCUAUAAAAUUACAGGAAGUCCUUCAGAUAGACUCAUCGUCUGGGUCAACAGGGAUGACAGUACGGGCAACAUUCGCAAGCUGGUCAAGGUGAAGACCUUUCAAGGAGAUUUUGACCAAAAUUGGAAAAUUGCCCAUGUUACACUAAGAGAGGAAAAGAAGUUUCGCUACCUUUUCCAGGGCACAAAGGGUGACCCCCAGAACUCGAGUGGGGGAAUUUACCUGGAUGACAUCACUUUGACAGAAACCCCAUGCCCCGCAGGGGUUUGGACGGUCCGGAAAUUCUCUCAAGUCCUGCAGAACACGGUUAAAGGGGACAAGCUUCAGAGCCCUCGAUUCUACAAUUCAGAGGGCUACGGUUUGGGGUUGACCUUGUACCCUCAUGGCAGAACGGGCUCCGAGAGCUCUGGGUACUUGGGACUUGCCUUUCAUCUGUGUAGUGGAGAUAAUGAUGCUGUUCUGGAGUGGCCAGUGGAGAACAGACAGGUGAUAAUGACAAUACUUGACCAGGAACCCGAUGUCAGGAAGAGAAUGUCCUCCAGCAUGGUGUUCACUACCUCCAAGUCCCAGACAUCUACAGCAAUAAAUGGCUCCGUCAUCUGGGACAGGCCGUCUGUCAUGGGGUCCUAUGACAACAACUGUGCCUGUUUUAGAAGCAUCGACUGCGGCUGGGAUGCUAUCAUCUCCCACCAAAUGCUGAAAAGGAGGAGUUUUCUUAAAAAUGACGACCUUAUAAUGUUUGUGGACUUUGAAGAUAUCACCCACCUUAACCAGACUGAAGUUCACAUUAAAGACAGCAGGCUGAUCCCCCAAAGCCUCGUUCUCCAAGGCCAGGAGCAGCCGGCUUCAGAAGAAGGUUCGGGAAAGGCCUCCUUAGAGAAAGCCCUACUGGGCAGCCUGGACCAGGGGCAGCGCAGCCGACAGAAGCGGUCGGUGGACAACGCGGGCCCCAUGGAGGACCACAACUGGCCACAGUACUUCAGAGACCCAUGUGACCCGAAUCCUUGUCAAAACGAAGGCGUCUGUGUGAACGUGAAGGGGAUGGCGAGCUGCAGGUGCGUCUCUGGUCACGCCUUCUUCUACACUGGGGAGCGAUGUCAGGCCAUGCAGGUGCACGGCAGCCUCCUGGGCCUGAUGAUCGGAGGCACGGCCAGCAUGGUUUUCUUGACCUUCACCAUCAUCUCCAUCCUUCGCCAAAGGCCAGGCAGUGAUGCCCGCUGA